AUGGCGGAAGGUACAAGAUCUCUCGACGCUGUUAAUGAAGACGACAUCAUGUAUUUUGCGGUUGAAAAUAUUGGACCUACUGUAGAACGCCAUACUCGUCAUUGUUGUGCAAACUGUCAGUAUUAUGAUGACAAAGAGAUGAGGAUCAUACUGGUGGGAGAGGAAUGUCGACAGAAUGCAGAACUUGUUGAUGCUGUUGAGAAACUGGAUUGUGAUAAAUUUGAAUCCGAGACUGGUUAUGAAUAUAUCGCAGAUGCUUCAGAGUUUGAUCUUGUAUUUGUUCUCUCUGAGUUCAAAGGAGAAGUGUUUGACAAACUGCACAAAGCUGAUGUCAGAAUUGUUGGUCCACCUGUCAUCUUAAGAUGUGCCAGAGAUAAUCUUCCGAUCCCAUACAACUCUAGGCCUCAGUACUGCUUCUCUAUGCAAGGACUUAAAGUAUGUUUUACAGGAUUCAAAGAAAAGGCAGAUCUGUGUCAUUUUGUUGAUUUGGUACACUACAUGGCAGGAAAUGUAAGAAGAGACUUUAAGAGUAAUGUUACACAUCUGGUAGCCAAUGUGAUUGGAGGAGAAAAAUACGAGUAUGCAGUUGGGCUAGGGACACCAAUUAUGAGUAGAGACUGGCUAAACAGGGUGUGGACAGAGAGAGACAUGAUUGAUUUCAGAGCGGAUGACUCCUGUGUGAUGAAAUAUAAACUGGCACCAUUUUACAAGAGAUGUUUGAGCUUUCUCGGCUUCUCAAAAGAUGAACAGAAUCAUAUGGAGGAAGUCACCAUAGAAAAUGGUGGAACAUUUGCUAGUGUUGGUGAUGAGGAGUGCACACAUCUUAUAAUUGAUGAGGCUGUAACAGAAUUACCCACAGAUAUCAUACUGCCAAAACAUGUAGUGAAAGGAGAGUGGUUUUGGGCAUGUAUCCAGAUGGAAGCAUGUGCUGCUGAAAAGAUGUACACAUUCCAAAAGGGGGAGCCAGUAUUGAAUCUGUUUACACCGAGCACAAAUAUGUCUGGUACCAAGUCACGGAAAAGAAAAAGAUUAAAAGAAAAUAUAGCUCAGAUGGCAUCUGACGAGGAGCUGGAGUCACCAUUGUAUAACAAACGGCGGUCCAGUGACAUGGGUGGAAUUAUCAGUCCAAAUUCAUUCCUUGAUGCUUCAAAUACACCUGAUAUCUCAGAUAUCAAUAUAAAGACACCCAUGUUGAUUUCACCAUUGAACUCGCCUGUUUUGAAGACUGGCGACCUAAAUGAUAAAGAGGUUGCAAAGGUGACACCAAGGUUACAAGUUGUGAAAGAGUUUCUACAAACAGAGAAAAAUUAUGUAGGCAUUCUACAUACACUUCUUAAUACAUUCAAAUCACAGAUAGAAAAGCAGGACCAGUAUAAUGGUGCCAUACUGGCAGCUCCUGAUAUCAAGUUAAUAUUUGGAAACAUUCCAUCAAUAUACAACAUACAUUGUUCAAUACGUGAUGAGCUUACUGAGAUGGUCGAAAACUGGAAUGAAGAACAGCAAGUCGGGAGUGUAAUCAGUAAAAAUGCUGAUGCAUUGGUGAAAGCGUACCCACCAUUUGUAAAUUUCUUUGAAGACACAAAGGAAAGAAUACAGAAAUGUGACAAAUCUAAUCCCAGAUUUCAUGCUUUCUUAAAGGUAUGUCAAACAAAGCCAGAAUGUGGGAGACAGACGCUGACAGAGUUGUUGAUCAGGCCAGUACAGAGGUUACCUAGCAUCACUUUACUUUUAAAUGAUAUUUUAAAGCACACAAACAAGACAAAUCCAGAUUACGUUUUGUUAGAGAAAGCGAACAGUGUGCUGAAAGAAGUUAUGACACAUAUCAAUGAAGAUAAGAGGAAGACAGAAAGCCAGGUUGUGAUGUUUGACAUUGUCAAAGAUAUUGAAAAUUGUCCUGCUACCUUAUUAUCGUCACACAGAUUUUUCAUUACAAGGAUAGAUGUGAUAGAGCUGUCAGAAACACUGUGUGAGCGUGGAGCACCUCUUGCUUUGUUUCUGUUCUCUGAUAGUGUUGUGAUAUGUAAAAGAAGAACAAAAGUGCUAAAUUCAAAGAGUCCCGCAUCAACAAAGACUCCACAGAAAGGAUACAAGCACAUAGAAUUUAUACCACUACAGUGUGUGAAACGUGUGCUAGACAUUGUGGAAACAGAAAACUGUAAAGAUGCGUUUGGACUAAUUGUGAAAAAUAGUGGUGAAAUGAAGGAGAAGUUGUUCACAUUCAUGUUGGAUACAGAGGAGAUGGACAAAAAUAACUUUAUUACCCAGGUGUCAAAGUCUAUAGCAAAUACUCUGUGUAGGACAGACCAUGAUAGUUUAAUCUUCACAGUGGAGGGGGAUCAGUUACAAGUGAACACAUUAGAUCUGGGAAAUCAGACGUUUGGCAAGGCUGCCAGCAGGUUCAGUAGAAGAGUCAGCCGGGCAUUUUCCUUCAACAAGACCCCACGACGAAUCAAGCGUGCAGUUUCUCAUGUGUUCAGUCCAUUUGUGAAAGACAAUCCAAGGGAGUUCACUCCUGGUAACUUACGAGGGAAAAGAUUGGCCAGUAGCAUUGACCUCACAGAAGACAGCAUUAGUCUGGGAAACUUUUAUGAUGAUAGCGACACACUAAGUCUUGGAGCAUUCUCAAUGAAAGAUCCCCUUGAUUGACAACACAGAGCACGGCGUUUUCUUAGAGCUAGACGUACAGCACGUGUGGUAAAAUUCCGACGUAUCAGUAGUAUGCCCAUUAUUAGAGAAUCUGCCGUGUAGACACAUUCAUCAUAUAUAAUACAGGGACUGUAAUAUGCUGAUUUGGAGAAUAAAUCACUGUGUAAAAAUACAAGUGUGAUGUCAAGUUCAAAAUGUUAUACAGUUUUAAGAGAAUCUGAAUUGUUAAAACUGUAGCCACAUGAAUUCAGUUGACAUAUAUACAGCUGCAGUGCGACUAUACCGAGAAAGUGAAAGUCUGACAGAGCAUUUACAAAAUGAUGUUGUUUAUUGGAAAAACAGAUCUGAAGAAACUUGCUUUAUGGCAGAAUAAGUCUGCAGUAUGCAAGUUUUAGGAAAAAUACAGUGUGUAUUAAAAAUGUUUGUACAAUGUGAUUUUUGAAAAGACAGCAGUAUGUCAGUAUAUAACAAACUUGUUGUAUCUUACAUUUAGUAAAUAAGAAAAUGUAUUGGAGUUCUUCUUGUGUUAACACAUCGGACUGUUAUCCUUGUUAGAAUUUUUUUAUCCAAAAUGCUGGAAGGAAGUUCAUGUAAUAAGCUUAGCAAAAGAAAAAGGCUUAUCUUUGGGAUUAAAAGUUCUAAUUGUAGUUUUAAACACAGCUGAGCUCUACAUUCUCAGGUUGAGCUGUUGUGACCACCCACCAUCCUAUAGUCCAUUAAAUCAACAUUUAUGAAACCUUUUGGUGAAAGUUUUACAAACGGCUUGGCUGCCAGUAGAAACUGUUUAGCCUGUUUUCAAAGACACUCUACCUAGAUUGAGCAGAUUCAAAUCUGCCGGGAAAAAUGACUGCCAGGGAGCAGAGAUACAUUUCUCUGCGUAUUUAUAUGAAAAAAUUUUGAAACUUUCCUAAGAAUCUUGUGGCACACUUCCAAAGUAAUGUGGUUGACUUUUUUUUUUUUUUUAGACAAGUAGUAUUGACUACCAAAUUGUUCAAGUUUAGGUAAGGCUCUAUUCCUCUGUAUUUUAUUGACUGCUAGAUUUCUGUUAAAGCUGUGACACUAGAUUAAGGGGUCUCGAGCCAUCAUGUGUCUCCUGUUGCCUUAGCUUAUAAACGUUGAACAAUGAUACGCACUCAAUAUUGCUACAGCUGUUUUCUAGAAUUUGUUUAUGAAAACAUUUGUAAAUUGAAGAGCAUGCUGAUCUUUUCACCGCUCUUGUACAUGUUAUCUCCUAGUAAAUGUGUUACAGCAGUUUUACUUUAAAUUUCACACUUGGCUAUAUACACUUCUUAUUCUCAUGUACACGAUAUGUAUUCCACAAAAUUAUUGGUGCUUUUUAUUCUGCAUGUGCCAUUGCAUUAGGAUAUAUAUACAUUAUUUCUAUUUGUAAGCUUGUCUCAUUAUCAGCUUUUAGUCAUUUAUUUUUGUUCACUUCACCUUUAUAUCUAUUAUGGAAGUUCUAUGCCCUUGAAGAUUUCACUUUUUUCCUAUUUUUCAGUGGUUUUCUGAAAUACUAGUUUCCCGAUAAACUCACUGUAAUGCGUAUGAACGUAAAAAAUAAAUUUUAUUUAAGAAAUAAUAAGUUCCCAAGUGUGAUUUAUCAUAGAAUAACCUGUGUUUUGAGUUCUUAUGUGUAAGAAUAUAUCACAAAGGCCAUAGGUCUUUGUGAUAUAUUGUUUGGCAUAAGAACGAAAAACUGUGGUUAUUCUAAGAUAAAUCACACUUGGGGAACUUAUUGUGUGAAUUUUGAAACAGUGAGGUUAUCACCGGUACUGAAAUAUAUUUGUACACUGCAGAAUAGGAAAUCAUAAAUAAUUAGAAAUUGUUAUAACAAAUAUGCAUUUUCAUAUUAAAUUGUAAACAAUGAUUAGAAAUCGCUUAGAACUAUCUGUUACUGUUUUGCUGCAUAAAGAAACAUAAUUGUGAUGUCUUGACUUUUGCAUUUGAUUUUCAUGCUGCGCUAGAUGUUGCAUGGGCAAAAGUUUAAAAUUAAAGAAGCCUAAAAGAAAAGAUAAACUUUCAACAAUUAUCUUUCAAUUAUGAACACCAGAUUUCACAUUUUCAGUUGGAUAUUGCGUCUGAUUUUAACACUACGAAUAUACGUUCUUUACGCAUUCUACAGAGGAUUGUAGAUAAGGAGAUGAAUACAAGCUGGAAAAUAGGCUUUAACUUGCUUUGUAUUUUCAAUAGAAGACAUUUUUGUGGUAUAGAAGAUUUUGUGUUUGUUUAGAAUUAUAACGCCAUAAUUAGAAUUAAUUACAUGAAUGGUAACAUUUCAAAACGGCUUGAUUGUAGAACUCUUUCAUUCCAGGAAGCUAUCCAAUUCAUUUACAGAAGGUCCAUGGUUCUACUUAGCUUGAAAAUCACCAUUUUAUCUAAACAUUGUCUGUGUAACUUAAUUCCUGGACCCAGCAAAAGAAAAACCUUCUGUGUUUAUGUUGGAGACAUUACACUUAUAGUUAAGCUUUGACCUACCUUACAUUUAACAAUGUGAAGUCAGAAUUUUAAGCUGAAUUAUUCUAGUUUGCAUCAUGUUGAAAUUUUACUGACUUGUUUCUUGUGUUGCAUACUUCCCGUGUUCUUUACUGUCUGAUUUGAAAGUCCUUACUAGAUCUUCUUUUAUCUGCUUUGCCUCUCUCUCCCUCCCUCCCCUCUCUCUCUCUCUCUCUCUGCUCCUGUAUUUUUCCUCUUGCUAUAUUUAUUACCUGCCUUGUUUCUAUAACUUUCUACCUUAUUACCUCCCUCGCAUCUGUAUUUUCUUGCUGCUUUAAACAUUUUUAGCAAGCAAGGAAGACAAGAACGGGUAACAUUUUCAAAAAAAUCUCUAGACUAAUUGUAUGUGACCAUUUCAGUAGGUGAAGAAUUUUAUUAAACUGAAGUUGUUGUUUUAAAGAUAUGAUAUUUUGCUAAUAUUGAAGCCUGAGUAUAUUUUUGUUUAUAUCAUACAAAAGCAACAUAAUUUUACAUUCUUUUAGAAAUUAACAGUACUUGUGAAAAUAUGAUAAGAUCUGCUUGUCCUAAAUUAAGAAAAAGUAUAUGUGUAUUAUUUUUUGUUUGAUCAGGGACCAUUUAGUUUCUUUACAUUUCUAAUGUUCUGUAUGACCUGUUAGAUUUAACUGUUUCUUUGAAUUUGAAAUUAAACACCUUUGUUGUAGAGGUUAUACAGAAGCAAGGUGUUUGAUAAUUGGAAAAAUAAGUAGAAAGUGUGUAUUAAAUCUUGAUAGGUAGAUUUGAAGUGAUAUUUUGUACAGUUUUACAUAGAAUUGUGAAUAUAGUACAUAUUGAUAAGUGCAUAUUUUAACUGUAAGAUUAAAGUGUCAUUAUUAUCAUGAUUAGGAAUUAUAACUAGAAAAGCCAAAUAAAAAAGUUAAAUCCAAG
This is a messenger RNA of Mercenaria mercenaria, 6024 nucleotides long. Its product is annotated as protein ECT2-like. Gene Ontology annotation, cellular component: cell cortex; nucleus. The transcript has 23 exons. The record is from RefSeq and is a predicted model, not a curated record. Gene Ontology annotation, biological process: regulation of cytokinesis, actomyosin contractile ring assembly; intracellular signal transduction; activation of GTPase activity. Lineage: Eukaryota; Metazoa; Mollusca; Bivalvia; Venerida; Veneridae. The coding region runs from base 1 to 2646 and encodes 881 amino acids. Gene Ontology annotation, molecular function: GTPase activator activity; guanyl-nucleotide exchange factor activity.